Molecule: messenger RNA, 3485 nt
Organism: Macroventuria anomochaeta
Lineage: Eukaryota; Fungi; Ascomycota; Dothideomycetes; Pleosporales; Didymellaceae
Product: Rad4-domain-containing protein
Exons: 1
Coding region: 168-3371 (1067 amino acids)
Biological process (GO): mismatch repair; nucleotide-excision repair
Cellular component (GO): nucleus; cytoplasm; XPC complex
Molecular function (GO): single-stranded DNA binding; damaged DNA binding
Source: RefSeq, a predicted model, not a curated record
CGCAUCGCAAUACCAAUGUGAACCCUCCACCCCCCACUCCUUCAAGGAACCAACUCUGGUAGGUGCCAUGUGCACUUUGCCUACCACAACUCCAACUGCAAACGCAUGUCACUAGCGCUGAACCCCCGUCCCCACAUCGUGCGCCUACUUGACGGCCGCUAGAAACCAUGGCAGGCACGCGAGGCCGAUUGCGCAAGACAAAUGACGCGCCAACCCCGCGACGGUCGUUGCGCAAGAGGGACACGCAAGCAGAGGAGCAAGACGACCUGCCUGACGUUCUGCGGGAAAUGCUGCACGAGGAGCGCGUCGCAAAGAGAGCCGCGGACGAUGAAGACGAGAAGCCGCUGAAGAAGCGCAAGACAGCGCAUGCCCAGCGAACUUCGAGUCCGGCCCCGCAAGCUCAGGUCGUCCAGCCUGUAGUCAAGGCUGCGACUGCACGGCCGUCCAGACCUGCACCACCAUCACUGCCGCCCGCGCUGCUUCCAUACGAACCACCACCACACAAUGCGCCGUCACACCAGCCUAGUCGUGUUCUACAGACGGUCGAGGACUCUGAUGAGUCCGACGGUGACAGUGAUAUGGAGUGGGAAGAUGCGCUGGGCGGGGGAGGGGACAGUGACGACGAAACUGAAGCGAAAGCUGCGCCUGAGAUUGGCGAUGUCUCCAUCACAAUAGGCGGCAGCAGGAGUGAGGAGGUCUCGACGAAGAAGAAGGUGCGGCGACGGGCAAUCACGUCGGUGGAUAGGAAAAGGCGACUGGACAUACACAAGAUGCACAUUCUGUGCUUGCUAUACCACGUCCACCGCAGAAAUACCUGGUGCAACGAUGCAAGGGUGCAGUCUGCUCUGCGCAAGUUGGUCGAGCCUGCGAUGUUGACGAACCUCGUGCCGGACCCUGACCUCACACAAUACUCGGCAUCGAAACGCUUCGUCGAUGCUCUGAACCAUCUCAUGAUCAUGUGGUCCAAGCGAUUCAGAGCUACUGCGCAGGGCAUGUCGAAACCAAAGUGGGCAGAACCUGGCGCAGAAGUGCGGCCGUUUUCCGACUUCGACGAGCUCGACAGUGCCAUGGAUAAGGACGACUUUCGUACAGCGGCACGCACUCUGCAAGGCUCGUGUGACGUCGGCGGCCAGCUGUUCUGCGCUCUACUGCGCGGCAUCGGUAUCGAGGCUCGUUUGGUCUGCUCACUGCAAGAGCUACCAUUCGCAUCCGCAGCACAGCCGUCUACGCCCCAGAGACCCAGUCAACCCACAAAGACCAUCACCGUAGACCCCUACAACAAAAGCCCGGCGAAGAGCUCAGCGCCUGCGCGCAGCAAGAAGCUCUCUCGCCUCGAACGCAUCAUGGGCGAACGCCAUCCUGUGCUGAACAAAGCAGGCACGGGACCGAAGAAGCUGAAGGCAUUCCACACACCCUAUCCAGUAUACUGGGUCGAAGCCUUCAACUCCGCGCACCAGAAAUGGGUGCCCAUCGACCCGCUGUCAACAUUCACCACCAACGACCCGGAGAAACUAGAGCCACCGUUCAGCUACAUGCAGAACAGCCUGACCUACGUCAUUGCAUUCGAAGACGACUACACCGCGCGCGACGUAACCCGGCGCUACGCAAAAGCGUACAACGCCAAAACGCUGAAAUUCCGCAUCGAAUCCACCCCCCGGGGCUCACAGUGGUGGACGCGUACCAUGAAGUACUUCACCCGCCCAAACCCCCUCCCGCGCGACACCGCAGAAGACACCACUCUCGCGCGCAAAGUAGCCGCCGAAGGGAUCCCCAAAAACGUGCAGGACUUCAAGAACCACCCCGUCUACGUCCUCGAGCGGCACCUUAAGCACAACGAGGUCAUAUACCCGUUGGAUGUAGUGGGGAAGGUGAAUGUCGGCAGCUCCAUGAACCCGCGCAUGGAGCCCAUUUAUCGACGGAAGAAUGUGCACACCGUGCGCUCCGCAGACAAAUGGUACCGCAUGGGCCGCGACGUUUUACCGGGUGGUCAACCACUCAAACACGCAAAACCCAAAAAGGGGCGCUUACCUUCCAUCGGCCCCGACGAGCGUGUCGAAGACCAAGCUGAUGAGGUUGGCGCGGCGCUGUAUGCAGAGUUCCAGACAGAGAUCUAUGUUCCACCGCCGGUCGUAAGGGGCAGGGUACCCAGGAAUGUGUACGGCAAUCUGGAUCUGUAUGUCCCCUCUAUGUGUCCGCCUGGCGGUGUGCAUGUGCGACAUAAACUCGCUUCCAAAGCCGCGCGCAUCUUGCAGGUCGACUACGCGGACGCGGUUACGGGGUUCAGUUUCAAGGGGCGGCAUGGCACGGCGAUUGUUCAGGGCGUUGUUGUGGCGCAAGAGUACGGCGAGGCUGUGAAUGAGGUCAUUGGGGGUAUGGAGUAUAUGCAGGAACAGGCUGAGGUGGAUGCUAGGAGGGCUGAGUCGCUACGACUCUGGCGUCGCUUCUAUCUUGGCUUGCGGAUUGCUCAAAGAGUCAACGAUAUCGAGAUCGAUGGUCAAAGAGGUGACGUUAUAGAUGUUCAGGCGUCUAUCAAUUACGAAGAGCAGCGCAAACAGGCUGAUGACAUGGCUGGUGGUUUCUUGCCCGACGAUUCUACCUACGUCGAGCCUUCUCCUCUGCCAAGGGGCAAGCCAAAACCGGACAUCGACUUCGGUGGUGGCUUUGUGCCCGAGGACGAAGUCGAAGUCGAAGACGGGGUUGAGGAUGAGCAAGAUGGGGAGGGCGUCAAUGGCAAAGUGAACGCAGGAGGUGGAUUCAUACUCAGCCAAGACAAUGACGACAGCGACAUUGAACUUGGUGGCCCCAGUCUCAACCGCCAGGAGUCAUUCGGCAGCGUUAUCCUUGAGUCCCAGGAGCUGCGGCCUAGGAGACGGAGUAGUUUUGGCAAGCCCUACGUAUCCUCCGACACCGGAUCCCAACGGCAUGAUGGAAAGGAUGAGGAUGAAGAGAGUGAGUGGGAAGACCCUGCUGGUUUCGCGAACCUGCACGAUGAGCCGCAGAGCUUGGCGGAUGGAGAUGGUAAGCCCGGACCCGCACUCGAACUACCGGAGCGCGUCGCAGCCCAAUUUGCUCAUGGUGGGGAUACGGGUGGUGGUUUCUUCCUUCCGCCUACGAGGACGGAUACAGAUGUGGCGAUGCACGAUGCGAUAGCACCGUCAGAGAGGCAGCUCGAGAAAGCCGUGGAUGGAAUGGCGGAUACAGAGACAGUCAAGCCUGAGGUCAAGGUCGUACCAAUCGCUGAAGAGGAAGGCGAUGAAAACGCUGAAGCUGAAGCGAUAUCGGCCAGCUCACCCUCGGAAACGGGCAGCUUGCCGCUCGAGGACCCUGAUGAUGAGGACGCGGAUCCCGACUGGCUGGUCGACGCAACAUGAAACUUACACCCGACACUACGGCCGGUCGGUCGCGUAGUGGAACAUUGUAUAUAAUAUGGUAGUACGAUGUAUACGAAGUCUCCUAAUACUGUGGGUAGUGUUGCGUUCGUCCUU